Molecule: messenger RNA, 1008 nt
Organism: Suillus subalutaceus
Lineage: Eukaryota; Fungi; Basidiomycota; Agaricomycetes; Boletales; Suillaceae
Exons: 6
Coding region: 1-1008 (335 amino acids)
Source: RefSeq, a predicted model, not a curated record
AUGAGUUCAUAUGUGAAUUCUUCACAUCGGCGUCACGCCUCAGCAUUGGCAGGACCUGCAUCUCUUGCAUGGUUGGAUCUGGCUUGUCCCCCAAAUACAACGACCUCGAUCACUCUGAGCUUUGAAGCUCAAUACGCGUUUACAUCAUAUAACAGCGUUAUUCAGAACAAGCCGUCAGUAAUUAUUGAAGUGGAUUGCUCUCCAUGUUUGAGUGGUACGGAUUAUUACCACCAAAUUGUGGAUCCUCGAAUGUGCAACGCAAUCAAACUCAUGGAGAACGAGUUUUCUGACAUCGCUAAUACCGUCUGUACAAAGCUUUUUACCGAUACGCAAUGGAGCGGCCUGGUGCAGCGACCUUCGUCCCAAAUGCAAAUCGCUACACUAAACACUCGCGGCACUAAUGCUGCUUUUCAGCCGCUUCACCUGGCUUCUUCACAGUGCACCUCUCUGGGCCGUGUCAGCCGGCGUUCCGCCAUCACAUUACCCCAAAGUCAGAUUCCUGUAGCUAGGCGCUUCAACGGUGUGCAGGCUUUGACACCACCUCCGCACCUCAGUACUCAUAUCUCUCGGAUGCCACGGACACCAUCACAGUCUAGAGAGUCAGCUAUGCAAUGUGGGGGGAGACUAGCUAAUGUCUCAAGUGCCACAUCCGCUCCACUCGCACAUGGUAGAGCGCUUAUCCGCACUUCUAAUCCAAGACCAAGUCCAGAACAACGCCCACUGGACCAAUUGGAUGGUCAGAAUUCAGCGGCCCCUGCGCAAAGUCGUACUGUACAGUCCAAUGAAUGGGCCGAUAGAUCAGGACGCUUAGCUAUUGGCACUUGCGUGCAAGUCUUGCAGCUUCCAUGCUCUAUUACUGCAGCUCACUGUGGCAGUUUCCACGGUCACAGACCGGCAAUUCCUGAGCCUCCUCCACCGUAUUGCGCCUGUCACCAACCUGGACAUAUUUGCAUCCCAACAGGUGCCACCCAUGGGCAGUCGUACUACAUGGGACCUGAAGACCGCUAA